Rana temporaria (common frog) is the source of this 2795-nucleotide messenger RNA. RefSeq names its product RAD23 homolog B, nucleotide excision repair protein (gene RAD23B). The transcript is spliced from 10 exons. Gene Ontology annotation, cellular component: cytosol; nucleoplasm. Gene Ontology annotation, biological process: proteasome-mediated ubiquitin-dependent protein catabolic process; nucleotide-excision repair. Bases 274 to 1542 code for a protein of 422 amino acids. The record is from RefSeq and is a predicted model, not a curated record. Gene Ontology annotation, molecular function: polyubiquitin modification-dependent protein binding; proteasome binding; damaged DNA binding. NCBI's taxonomy places the organism in Eukaryota, Metazoa, Chordata, Amphibia, Anura, Ranidae.
AUGCGUCGUAGCGCCCUCGCGCCUGGCAGUGAGCGGAGUCAUGAUGGCGGCGGACAGGCCGUGCUGAUGAGACAGCGAAACAGGCGACAGCUACAGAAGCUUCCAAGCGGCCCAUUAGCAACAGCGCUCUCCACAGAGGCAGCAUCGCCGCGGUACGCUGACACAAAGCCGCAGGAUCGAGCAGACCGUCCCUCCUAAUUAAACCAAAGGCCGGAAACCGACACUGCACCCAGGACACAGCGGGACCGGGAGGGUCACCACCGCCUUGCCGCCAUGCAGAUCACAAUGAAGACGCUGCAGCAGCAGACCUUCAAGAUAGACAUUGACUGUGAAGAGACGGUCAAAGCUUUAAAAGCGAAAAUCGAACUUGAGAAGGGGAAAGAUCAGUUUCCAGUUGAUGGCCAAAAAUUAAUUUAUGCAGGUAAAAUCCUUAAUGAUGAUACGGCACUUAAAGAAUACAAAAUUGACGAUAAGAACUUUGUAGUGGUUAUGGUUACAAAAGUAAGUCCAAAACCAGCAGCAGCAGCCCCCUCCGUACCAGCUCCAGCACCAACUCAGCCAACUAGCACUGCAACUGCUGCCCCUUCAUCACCACCUCAGACAUACACACCAAUUUCCCGAACCAAUGCACCUGGGUCCCUUCCAUUUCCCUUACCCAGCAUCGCUAUUCCUAGUCCAGUAGUUACUACUGAACCCCAGACAACCACAGCUAGUACAGAAGAGAAACCUGAAGAGAAGACAGAGUCUCCUGAGGAGACAGUUAGUCCUUCAUCAACGGAGGGCAGUGUACCCAGUGAUUCUUCCCGACCAUCACUUUUUGAAGAUGCAACAAGCGCACUUGUAACUGGUCAGUCAUAUGAAAAUAUGGUGACUGAAAUUAUGUCCAUGGGCUAUGAACGAGAGCAAGUUAUUGCUGCCCUUAGAGCCAGCUUUAACAACCCUGACAGGGCUGUGGAGUAUCUCCUUAUGGGAAUUCCGGGAGAUAGAGAAGGUCAGGCAGGUGCUGAUCCUCCCCAAGCAGUCAGUGCUCCUACUCCACCUCUGCCAAUAGCAGCUGGUGCGGCUGCAACUACAACUACACCAACUACACCUUCUACUGGAGGAAAUCCCCUUGAUUUCUUACAGAAUCAACCUCAGUUUCAGCAGAUGAGACAGAUUAUUCAACAGAAUCCCUCUCUGUUGCCAGCACUUCUACAACAAAUUGGGAGGGAAAACCCCUCAUUACUGCAGCAAAUUAGUCAACACCAGGAGCAGUUCAUCCAGAUGUUAAAUGAUCCAAUCCCAGAAUCUGGAAGUCAGGGAGAAGGAGUUGGCGGAGGAGGUGGCGGCGGAGGAGGAGGAAGGGGAGUGGGAGUGGCAGCUGAAGCUGGAAGUGGUCAUAUGAACUAUAUUCAAGUGACACCUCAGGAAAAGGAAGCUAUUGAAAGGCUAAAAGCACUAGGAUUUCCUGAGGGACUGGUGAUACAGGCAUAUUUUGCAUGUGAGAAGAAUGAAAACCUGGCUGCCAAUUUUCUCCUACAGCAGAACUUUGAUGAGGAUUGAAAAAAGACUAUUUUUUAUCUCACUUCACACCAGUGCAUUACACUAACUUUGCUCACUGGAUUUAUUGGGAUGAUUUGGGCUCAUAUCCACAAUAUUUGGUGUACAAUAGUCGAGGGUGGGGUGGGUUAGGGAAAUAUUGGAAAAAGCUAGAAUAUAAUGCAUACAUCUGCUAUAAUUGAGCAGUUGCAGCAAUCCAUGUGUGCUAUGGGAAAGAUUAUUAAAGACAAAAAUUUGAAAAUAUAGCUUCUGCAAGCAUUUUCCCCUCUGAAUACCAUCUGCUAAUUUACAUAUAUUUUAUUUUUUCACUAGUAUAUUUAGAUCCAGAAAAUUAGUGUAAUGCCCUGCCUCUUGUUUUCUUUCUGACAUAUACCUUGGUAUUGAAAAAAAACAAAACUGGUGCUAUUGGAGGUAUUUGUAAUUCACAGUAGCACCAGCUUGUUACCUUGUAAGACUUUAGGGCUUUAAGGAAGACUUAUGAAAUGUAAAUGCCAAACUAUAGAUAGCUGAUCAUUUGCCUGAAGUUAGUGCACAGAACACCUUUUGUGGCAAAUGCUGUGAAAAUGGGUUCAGAAGCACUUUCUUCCAAUAAAUCUUUACUGAUAUUUAAGUAAAUCCCUGAUCAUUGGUUGUGAAGUAGCCACUUUCUGUUCUGGCUGACAAAACAGUAUGUUUUUGUUUUUUUCCUUACCGUUAAUUGAAAUGGAUAGCUUUCUAAUUGCUCAUUCUCUUCAAUUUUUACAUUGCAGUAAAGGUUUUAAAACAACUGUUGCAUGUUUUUUAGUUUUGAUGGAGCCCACUUGCUGUGUUUAAGAAGUAACAUAUUUUUUUUUUCCAGUGAUUACUUAAUUUCCAUGUCAGAUGACAUUGUGCAACAACUGUUUACUGCCAGCCCAUUUACCCCUAUACUUCUCCUGAAUGAACACCUAUACCAACCAGACCCAUAUCAAUACAAGCUGCUUAAUGUGAGAAGCUGGCAGAAGGGUUUUUGCACCGUUUUAAUUUUCAUCCCCCCUGUAGCAAAAUAUUCAAUAAGAGUUACUCUGCUGUAAAGCUGGCAUGACAGAGCUUGAGAGGUCAACCCAUCCUCUGUUAUUUUUAAAGAGGGCAUGGCAUAUAAUUGAACUGUUAGGACUAUUUGUGUAUGUACCACUUAUAUACUUUGGAUGAAUGGACAGAUGGACAAUCGGCAAAAAGGAAAAGAAAAAAAAAAACAUAAAAAUAUGCACAACAUUAAAGGUUCUCCUUGUACAGUG